Molecule: messenger RNA, 4093 nt
Organism: Pseudoliparis swirei
Lineage: Eukaryota; Metazoa; Chordata; Actinopteri; Perciformes; Liparidae
Product: FYVE, RhoGEF and PH domain-containing protein 3-like
Exons: 19
Coding region: 245-2938 (897 amino acids)
Biological process (GO): cytoskeleton organization; filopodium assembly
Cellular component (GO): cytoplasm
Molecular function (GO): guanyl-nucleotide exchange factor activity; metal ion binding
Source: RefSeq, a predicted model, not a curated record
UCGCGUACGUUAGGAAAGACAUGAAGUGUCCUUAGUGUGUGUGUGUGUGUGUGUGUGUGUGCGCGCGCUUUUGUAAAUUUUUUUUUUUUUAGCUUUAUCGGCGAGCAGGAAAAGGGGGAUCAGAAGUGGAGACGCUCCUCCGACUUUACUCCCCCUCCUCCUCCUCCUCCUCGGAUACUCUGGAGCGUGUUGCCAGUUUCUCCUUGAAAAAGCGGAUUCAGCAGCGAGAGGAACUUUGUGCAGGAUGCAGGGGGCUUCAGCGACUGACCUCCCCGCCUCCUCUCUGCAGUACCAGUGCGGAUCGGUGGACUACCUGCGUUCUCCACGGCUGGCGAAGAAAGGUCCGACUCCCAGACAAUGUCACGACAGGCCCGCCAUCAAACCCCGACCCCAGCCCUCCACCUCACCCCGACCGCCGGCCGCACAGAAACCACAAGUGCCCCCUAAACCUUCGCACCUGCUCGCCCUCGGGCAAGACAAGAAACCCAAGAGGAUCCCUCCGCCGCCCUCGCGGCCCCUGCCCGCUCCGCCUCCUCCGCCUAAACCCAAGCCCGGCGUGGCCCCUCCCCCCGGCCUGCAGGUGGAGGCCCAGAAGGUGGGGCUGCUCAUCGAGAGGUUCGAGAACUCGAGGGUCCCCAUCCUGGGGGCGCUCCCGCGGUCCCAGCUGCACUUGUGUCUGAGGAUGGACGCCGCGUCCGACAUCACUUCCUCCUGCGGCCAGGAACCCGCGGCGAAGGUCUCGGGAGACCCCUCCCCCGCCGCCGCGGACAAGCUCGGCGCCCCCGAGCGGACUCACGACGGGGCGUCCGACCUCUCCCGCCCGGCCUCCGGCGCGCACGCCGACGGCUCGACGGACGACGCCCCGCUGGACGACUGCGUCGGUUGCCUCGGCGACGCGGAGGGCUCCUCCCACGAGCUGCCGGACAACCCGGACCCCUCGGAGCCGAGCGGCAAGAUCCCCAACCGGGACAGCGGCAUCGACAGCCCGUCGUGCGCCGCCGAGGGCGAGGCGUUCCCCAACGAGGACGCCAUCGACGAGGAGGACCGCUACGACAGCGUCACGGAGACGGAGAGCGCGUCCUGCUGCGUCGCCCUGGGCAACAAGCGGGACUCGACGCAGGACGAGGACAGCGACCUGGACGAGGGCAGCGGCGGGGAGAUCCACUCGCUGGCCGACACGCGGACCGGCUAUCUGACGGACGCACACUCGGAGGCGCACAAAUGCUCAGAGACUCACAAUCUCCUGAACAUCGCCAAAGAGCUCCUCCACACUGAAGAGGCCUACGUCAAGCGACUCAACCUCCUCGACCAGGUAUUUUGCACUAAACUCACAGAGACUGGAAUCCCUCAGGACGUGAUCACGGGAAUCUUCUCCAACAUCUCCUCCAUCUACUGCUUCCACGACAAGUUCCUGCUGCCGGAGCUCAAGACGCGCAUCACCGGAGAAUGGGACUCCAACCCUCGCAUCGGAGACAUCCUCCAGAAGCUCGCCCCGUUCAUGAAGAUGUACGGAGAAUAUGUGAAGAACUUUGACCGGGCCAUGGACCUGGUCAACACCUGGACGCAGCGGUCCUCGCAGUUCAAGAGCGUCGUCCAGAACAUACAGAAGCAGGACGUGUGUGGCAACCUGACGCUGCAGCACCACAUGCUGGAGCCGGUCCAGAGGAUCCCUCGCUACGAGCUGCUGCUCAGGGACUACCUGAAGAAGCUGCCCGAGGACGCUCUGGACCGGAAAGAAGCAGAGAAGGCUCUGGAGCUCAUCUCUACUGCAGCGCACCACUCCAACGCAGCCAUCAGGAAAAUGGAGAAGAUGCACAAGCUGCUGGAGCUGUACGAGAGGCUCGGAGGAGAGGAGGACAUCGUCAACCCGGCCAACGAGCUCAUCAAAGAGGGUCAUAUCAAGAAGAUGUCCGCCAAAAACGGAACGGCGCAAGACCGGUACCUCUACGUGUUCAACAACAUGGUGCUCUACUGCGUGCCCAAACUCCGGCUGAUGGGACAGAAGUUCAGCGUCAGAGAGAGGAUCGACAUCGCCGGAAUGGAGGUGCAGGAGAAUGUGAAGCAGAACCUUCCUCACACCUUCGCCAUCAUCGGCAAGCAGCGGUCGCUGGAGCUGCAAGCGAGGACAGCUGAGGAGAAAGAAGAUUGGAUUCAGGUGAUCCUGGCCACCAUCGAACGGCACAAGCAAAACAGCGAGACGUUCAACAAAGCCUUCAACAGCUCCUUCUCCCGGGAAGAUGACCACCCCCCCGAGUCACCGGGUCCCUGGUGCAACACGUCCAUCGACUCAGACGGCGAAAGACUGCAUGAAAGGAAGAGUUCCAGGAAAAAGGAGAAAGAGAAGCAAACGUGUAAAGGCUGCAACGAGAGCUUCAACUUCACGAAGCGCAAACACCACUGCAAGUCCUGUGGAGCGGCCAUCUGUGCAAAGUGUUCAAAGACCUUGGACAACAAAACGAGCCGCGUGUGCCCGGAGUGUUUCGAAGCCAGCGUCAGCCUGGAGACUCUCGGCGUCAGCGAACAGAAAAGGAAAGCUGCGCCUGAGAGACAGACGUCUCUGACGGGGGAGAGCUGCCUGCUCUGUGGCCAGCUUCAGGUGCAGGACAAAGGGAAGAGCUGGGCCAAGAUGUGGGCGGCGGUCACCAAGGCUGAGCCGCUGGUGCUGUACCUGCAGAGCAGUGGACAGGACUCCAAGGGCGCGAGGGCGGUGCCUCUCUCCGGGUUCGAGGUGGGCGCCGUGCCGGCGUCGUCGGGAGGCGAGAGGCCCGAGGUCAAGCACGCCAUCCGCCUCGGCCACGCCCAGCAGACGUUGCUCCUGGGCGCCCCGGACGCCGAGCUGCAGGCCAAGUGGCUGGACGUCCUCUCCAGAGCGGCCCGCGGGGAAACGCCGGCGGACGCGGCGUCGACGGGUCCGACUGAACACCGGAGGAGCCAGUAGUGGAGCCAUGUUGGAGCCACGGGACUCGCCCCCCCCCCCCCUCCCUCCUCCUCCCGUGUUUAUAGAGCACACAAUUACUUGAAUUCACUUUACCUUGGCACUUUUUGUUAUUUUAUUUCUCUCCUCUUUCGACCACUCCAUCCUUCCUGAUGCCACUUCAAUCGUCUCCUCGUUGAGCACACAGCUCCUCCUCUCCGCUCUCUAUCCCCGCCCCCCCCCUCUCUCUCUCUCUCGAACACACACACGGAGAAAACGAAGGACGAUGCUAUCAAAGCCACCAACGCCGCUGUAUGUGUGCGUGGCGUCGGGAUAUUUUAGUGUUCUUAAACGCCGGAGAGGACUAAACGUUUUUAUUUGUAAUAUAACUGAAGAAAGUUCCCGUUUUACAUUGUUUUUCUUUUCUUUUUUCUUCAAAAAAGAUGAAGUUCCUUGUACAUUACACGACCGUGUUGUGAAGCAUUAAAUCUUAUUUGUCUGUCGGUCCAUUCGCGUGAAAGUGUGUGUGUGUGUGUGUGUGUGUGUGUGUGUGCGCGCGAUGCCCCUCCCUCUCUGUGUAUUAAGUAUUGAAUGUUAGUGUAAGAAAGCUGCGCCCCACCGUGGCAGUGCAGCGGGUAUUGUACAGUAUGUAUACUAUAGUGCAAUGUAAGGAGAAUAAAAAGACAUUUUAAAUUAAAAAGACGGACGCGUACCCUUGUGGCUGGCCACUCGAUGCUCACAUCUUCCGACUCUCUUCACACUCCUCUCCUCUACGAAGGUAAUAACUCCCUCGGGAUGAGAGUACGCAGCCAGAAUGGGAGCGCGUGGCCUCGACCCCGUGCUGCAAUAUCUCCACUUGUACACAUGCUUCAAUAAAUCAUCUCCAUUAUACUUCUCUCUCUCUCUCUCUUAGGAUCGCGACCCGCUUCUCUCUUAUGUUGGUGAUGUGAUGGAAACAAAGUACUGUACUGUAAAGCUGUUCAUUCUACCUUUCCCUCUGCUAUCUUGCCCCGCCCCUCUUUUGAUGCCCCCCCCCCUCAUGUCGUACUGUAAGUGAGCAGCAGUGGGUGUGUUUUUAUUGUUUCUUUAAACAUGGAUUGUGCACAGUGGAAAAAGCAGUGGAGCAUAUCAUCAAUAAACAGACGCUGUGAUUCGUUCAGUACGCGCUGUCCAACAAGA